AUGGACAUGAUGGGCUCCUUCGGAGUGUACGGCGGUGACGUCGCCACCGCUGGCUUGUACAACGACGUGGCCAUGGCCAACCUUCCCCGUACCAUCGCCAUGAUGAACGGAGGCUUCAUGGGGAUGCCCUCCACGUGGGAGAGCGUGAACCACGCCAGCAAGAGAAGCCGGAUCGAUGCCGCUGACUCCGGCUCCGCGUCGUACUCCUCGUCGUCUGCUGCGUCUCACUCCGAGACCGAGUCGUCCUCCAGCGUCGACGAGAAGAAACUCAUGGACAGGGAGCGCAACCGCAGGCAGGCCCGCAAGUCUCGGAAGCUCAAGAAGCAGUGCGCGGACAAGAUGCAGCAGCAGCUCAACCAGCUCGAAAAGGAAUCGGCCGAGGCUGUGGCGAGGGAGAAGGAGGCCGCCAAGAAGCUCAAAGACUGUCGCACCGCUCGCUGCCAGGCGUUACGCAAGGUGUUCGACCUCCGCGCGGAUGGCUGCGCCGACGAGGCCUCGUGGCUGGAGGUGCUGUCGCCGGACCUCCGGAUGACCAUGCCGAUCACGCCGUACCGGUCCUUCAACCCCGCCGAUGUGGUCAACAACCGCCGCGUGUUGCUCGGCGUGGGCGGCAUGAUCUCCGACACCCAGAGCCUCUCCGUCCUGCUGGACAACAUCGGCGUCAAGACUCGCCGCAACGAGAGCCCCGUGUCGAUCAAGUUUACCCUGGCCUCGGACGCCGAGGAGGGGGGCGCGUUCUUCAGCCGGGACGGCCUGAUGUGCUCCUUCACCAUGCGCACGCUCGACGCCGUCAAGCAUGCGGCCAAGCGAGAGUGGGAGGUGAACGGCAUGGUGCGUGUGCGCUUCAGCAGCGACACCAACAAGAUCGAGGAGCUGGACAUGACGUUUGAUGCGAUCUCGUGCUACCAGCAACUGAUGCUGGCGAGCGGAAAGGAGGACUUCCCCCCGGUGCCGAACACCCUCGACAACGCCCUCAAGGACGAGACGACGCGCAUCGUUGUCACCACGGCUGCGCGGCCGUUCCGCAUCACUCACGUCAACAAGGCGUGGACCGAGCUGUGCGGCUUCGAGCUCGAGGAGUGCGAGGGAAAGAGCCUCUCCAUCCUGCAGGGUCCUGAGACGGACAUGACGCGCGUGGACAAGCUGUGCAAGCUUUCGCAGAAGGGCUACGCGACGUCGAUGGUGGUGACCAACCACAACAAAAAGGGGGAGCUGUUCCGCAACCACCUCCAGUGCUACCCGGUGUCGAGCGACGAGCCCGGCGAGAUCUCGCACAUCGUCGGCAUGCUCACGGCCAUCCCCUCUGAAAACAAGAACCCUUGCGCUUCCUCGACCCUGCCGGCGGUGGAAGCGUUCUAGGCAGGCGGCGAAAUUCCGUCCCGUAAGUCUUGGAGCCGGAAGAACAACAACAAGAAGUGGAAGGAGGCGUUUCUCGAAGUGCUGCCCGCGCAAGGCGAGAAGAGCAGCGGCGGCGGCGGCGGCGGGUAGGGAGUACACGCCGUCCGCGGUGUCGGUGCGCCCUACGCAACUAACUCCUUCUAUCACGGCGGGCUAUGCCGCUGGUCGCUCGUUUACAAAAAAAGGGGGGUUCCUUGCCUGGUUUGGUAUGGGUUUUGGGGUCGGGGUGCGUGUGUUGGGUGCUCUCUGCCAAUGAGUGCUGCGAGUGGGGACAGGAGAUAGAUAGAAGCGUCUCGUGCAGCGGUACCGAUGGGUUCCUCUCCUCUCGCCGGUAGCUAGAGAGAGAGAGAGAGAGAGAGAGAGAGAGAGAGAGAGCAGCACCGACAAACGGGCGGGAGAACAAUUGUGCUAUAUGGUUUUUCAUGUUCCUUAGGUUUACCUCGUGUUGAUGUUCAUAGAACCAGGGGGGGGGGAGUAUCUCGGCAUCUAGUCGCGGCGACGACAAGCGGCAAUCGAGGUGGGCGUGUACAGUUGUGCCUUCGGUGGAUUUGGUCGUUUGCACCGCCCGAAAAUACGAGUACUACACGUAGUUUCACCGCGACUUCGUCGCACCAUGUCGCGCUAGCGUCGGCCUGCCGAUGUUUUUACGGCGGGCGGGUAAAUCGACGCAAUGAGGGUGGGUAGGGCGUCAAUAUUAGAUCACAGAGCGUAGGGUGCCGAUGGGUGCGUGUUUGGUAAGUUGCCUUUUUCAAGCGCGGG
Ectocarpus siliculosus is the source of this 2157-nucleotide messenger RNA. Lineage: Eukaryota; Phaeophyceae; Ectocarpales; Ectocarpaceae. The record is from the annotation of a GenBank genome assembly.